Molecule: messenger RNA, 588 nt
Organism: Vicia villosa (hairy vetch)
Lineage: Eukaryota; Viridiplantae; Streptophyta; Magnoliopsida; Fabales; Fabaceae
Exons: 1
Coding region: 1-588 (195 amino acids)
Source: RefSeq, a predicted model, not a curated record
AUGGCACCGUAUGAAGCUUUGUACGGACGGAAAUGUCGAUCACCUUUUUGUUGGUCUGAAGUUGGCGAGAAGGGAAUUCUUGGACCGGACAUAAUUCAAGAAACCACGGAGAAGGUUAAGAUGAUUCGAGAUAAUGCGGACAAACGAAGGAGACCAUUGGAGUUUGAUGUAGGAGAUCGUGUGUUCUUGAAGGUGACUCCGAGGUUGAGAUUGAAAGGACCGUUUAAGACACGCAAGCUUAGCCCGAGAUACAUAGGACCUUAUCAGAUCAUGAGACGGAUAGGUGAAGUCGCAUACCAGUUAGCGUUGCCUCCUUCACUAUCCAGGUUGCAUGAUGUAUUCCAUGUGUCUCAGUUGCGGAAGUUUGUGCCGGAUUCAUUUCAUCCUAUCCUACCAGAUACGAUUGAAGUAGAAACAGAUCUUUCUUUCCAACCGAAACCUUGUCGUAUCUUGGAGUAUGCUAGCAAGUCGUUGAGAAGAAAAGAGAUACCUCUUGUGAAGGUGUUAUGGGAAGACUCGCGUCCUGACGAAGCCACUUGGGAGCUCGAAUCAGAGAUGAGAGAGUUGUAUCCUCACCUGUUCUGGUAA